AUGAGGGAGGCAGACACGACGGGAUCAGCAGCGCGACUGGAGAGGGCAUUCAAAGAGUUUGUGCAGAAAGGGUCACUGAUCUCGCAUAUGGAGGCAGCUCUGCGGAAGAUCCCCAGGGAUUCUCGGGCGUGGUAUACGAAGUUUGAGCAGCUCUUCGAGGGCCUCGACCUCGAAUACUUGGCGGAUGGGUUCAUCACUGAUAUGAAGAUGGCGCUGGAGGAAGCAGGGGACAGCAGCAGUUGGACGGCGGACACGGUGCGAGACCUCGAAAAGCAGAUAAAGAAGUCUUUCGAGAAGUACCGCAAGGAGGCGCAGACCCAGCUGGGGGAAGGCAACGCACGCCCCUUGGUGCUGCGGGGCGCAGGAAGCGGAGGCGGCAGCUUUGGGAGGAGCGGAUCCAAAGAUGGGCAGCAAGUAAAACGGAAAAGGCCAAAUGGCUAUUAA
Klebsormidium nitens is the source of this 444-nucleotide messenger RNA. Lineage: Eukaryota; Viridiplantae; Streptophyta; Klebsormidiophyceae; Klebsormidiales; Klebsormidiaceae. The record is from the annotation of a GenBank genome assembly.